AUGGACAUGUUUUCUAACAUCUCUGCUGAUGUGUUUCCUUUUAUGGAGCCAGUGAACGGGUUGUCCUUGUCGUUUCGCAUUACUGCCACCACGACGCACGUUGCCAUUUUCAUACUGGGAGUGUCUGGUAAUGCCCUGCUUAUCAUGGUGGCACACAAGUCCAAAUUUCUCAGACAUCCUAUGUAUACCUAUUUGGUGUCCAUGGCUUAUUCCGAUCUACUAGUGUGUUUAACGGCCAUUCCGGAAGCUAUUGUUGGGUACCAUUUCGAAAAUCAGUGGUUUCUCGGCCCGGUGGGCUGCUCCGUUUUCGUCUUCCUCAAUUUCUUCGGGAUCAAUUCCGGGGUCGCCAGCAUGUCCAUGAUGACCUUCGAGCGCUUCCUCGCCAUUUGUCGCCCCUUGUUGGCCCGGAAAGUCUGUACCGUAGAGCGGACGCGCAAGAUCAUCAUCUACUUAUGGCUCUUCGCCGCCGUUUACUGCUCACCGUGGCUGGGUUUGACAGUCGUGAAAGCCAUCGAAGGCACAGAUCGGGAGAUCUGCGAUUUUCGCUUAACGCAAGCGUACUACAUGACGAUCUUUGGAGCGGAUUUGUUACUGUUUUAUUUCACUCCGUUGUUGGCAGCCGCGGUAAUGUUUGUACGGAUCGUCGAAACUCUGCGAAAGCGUGAGGCGGAGAUUGAGGGAUCCAUUAGCGCAGCGGAAGGCUUGAAAUUUGGCAGGAAGUCAACAAUACGGGAAAAGGAUGAGCAAGAGCAGCUCACGUCCGCUUUGCCUAACACUGUCAGCAGUAUCACUAGCGGCAGCGGUCACAGCUCUACGUCCAAUGGAAUUGAAUCAAAAUUUCAGCACAGAAAAAUUAGGGCACGUAUACAGGUUGUGCGAAUGCUUUUUGCGACUGUACUGAUAUUUGCCAUUACCUGGCUGCCAUUCCGUGGUUUGCUAAUGUACAACACUUUUGCGGCCACGCCAUGGCUCAACGAAUGGUACUCCUUUUUCGCCAAGACACUCGUCUAUCUGAACUCGGCGAAACGCGCUGAUCGUCCAGAAGAGCCAGUGGUACUUCGAUGUCUGGUGACGACCUGCCGCGCACCUGCUGACGCCUAUGUUCGAGAAACACCGAAAAAUGGUGUGGUGCUAAUGGCCAGCCUCAUCUCGGCCGCGGCGUCUCGUGGUUUUGCCAGAACAUGCACGGCCACCGGGAUGGAAUGUGUGUGUAUGCGCAUGCGCAUGUAUGCCAUCGCAGACUCCUGA
Paramacrobiotus metropolitanus is the source of this 1248-nucleotide messenger RNA. Its product is annotated as thyrotropin-releasing hormone receptor-like. Gene Ontology annotation, cellular component: membrane. The transcript has 6 exons. The record is from RefSeq and is a predicted model, not a curated record. Gene Ontology annotation, biological process: G protein-coupled receptor signaling pathway. Bases 1 to 1248 code for a protein of 415 amino acids. NCBI's taxonomy places the organism in Eukaryota, Metazoa, Tardigrada, Eutardigrada, Parachela, Macrobiotidae. Gene Ontology annotation, molecular function: thyrotropin-releasing hormone receptor activity.